CCCGUUCCCAAUUCGAGGAUCUCCUCCCCCCACAGCAAGCCAACGAGAUGGGCUUCUUCCUAAACAACAUCAUCGGGGGCGCCCUGUUUGGUUUGGCAGUGAGGAUGUGGCAACUGGGGCUUGUGAAUAGGCCGGUGUUGAAGCCGAAUGAACUAUGGACACACGCAUCCUACAUGUUCGCCUUCGGCUGGGGCGGGUACGGCCUCGCCCACCUCGAGCUCAAAGUGAAUUCCCGCCUUGCAGAACUGCGCGACAUGCGGCUUCAAGCGAAGGAGAUCGCCUGGGAACGAGCGGCAGAGAGGCGUAAGCAGAUGGGCGUGCCCCCGGAGGAGGCGGAGCGACAUGUCGAGAUCGUGAGGAAGAUUAGGGAGUUGCAGGAUAAGCUUGAUGGGACGGCACCGGGGUCGCACUGAGUGGGAAGAGAGGAUGGGCUAGAGCGGUGGAGACUGCGAGAUGUCCUCGAAAGCGCUAGAAGCGCAAAUACACGCCGUGCAAGGCGUAACCAAUAUUUGCACGCUAAUGUAUAAGAGCCUUUCACCACCAU
Messenger RNA from Dacryopinax primogenitus, 544 nucleotides. RefSeq lists its product as uncharacterized. The record is from RefSeq and is a predicted model, not a curated record. The transcript has 2 exons. Lineage: Eukaryota; Fungi; Basidiomycota; Dacrymycetes; Dacrymycetales; Dacrymycetaceae. Bases 48 to 413 code for a protein of 121 amino acids.